AUGUCCGUGAUAUCACAGGAGGACUGCAAACUAUCGUCAUAUUCUCCCAUCGAAGGGCUGGCCAAAACAAAAUGCCUUGGCUGCGGUAAGCGGCGGAUGUAUUUUUGCUAUGAUUGCCGUGUUCUUUUGCCUGGCGUGUAUUCCCCACAGGUUAAGUUACCCUGCGAUGUAGAUAUAGUGAAGCACCCGAUGGAAAAGAAUAGCAAAAGCACGGCUGUCCACUGCAAAAUUGUAGCUCCUAAACAAACGCGGAUUUUCGAUGUUCCAAACGUAUAUGAUUACGCUGCGGAAGAAGCUUUAAAUGAGCAAGGAAGCAAUGUGAACAUGAUGCAGAAGAUCCCCCAAAUUCAGGGCCAGUCGUCUACUGACUCAGAUCAUAAUGAUAAAGAUCUUCCAUGCGUCUCAUUGACUAACUACCGCACCGCUUUCUGGAGACCUCAGCAUAACGUCGGUGAUUAUGGUUUGGCAACAAUCGAAGCUAUUUAUUAUGCUCAACGAGAGUAUCACGAGCACGCUACUGGACGGCCGUAUGGAGGAGAGUUCGAUGACCUGUUGUAUUGGUUUUUCCACACUCAACGAUAUGUGGAUAAAAGGCAGGACGAAUACCGUAAACGGAAGUUUGACCAAGCUGAAAGCGCAGAAAAACCUGAUCGUUCUAGCCAAGGUGACCCGCUAGCUAGCGUCAUUAAGUCUCCUCGUUUGUGGAUUUUUUUCAAGGAGUAG
Molecule: messenger RNA, 723 nt
Organism: Ostertagia ostertagi
Lineage: Eukaryota; Metazoa; Nematoda; Chromadorea; Rhabditida; Trichostrongylidae
Source: the annotation of a GenBank genome assembly